Messenger RNA from Alosa alosa (allis shad), 4197 nucleotides. Its product is annotated as protein sister of odd and bowel. Gene Ontology annotation, cellular component: nucleus. Gene Ontology annotation, biological process: regulation of transcription by RNA polymerase II. The transcript is spliced from 2 exons. Gene Ontology annotation, molecular function: RNA polymerase II transcription regulatory region sequence-specific DNA binding; DNA-binding transcription factor activity, RNA polymerase II-specific. NCBI's taxonomy places the organism in Eukaryota, Metazoa, Chordata, Actinopteri, Clupeiformes, Clupeidae. The record is from RefSeq and is a predicted model, not a curated record. The coding region runs from base 636 to 3101 and encodes 821 amino acids.
CGGUCACCCAUUCAUAUUUGGUCUUCCGGAAGUAUCUGAGGGUCGGGUGAGCCGGAGCCUAUGCGAACGACAGACUCUCGUGGAGAAAUUAUGACCCCAUUUUGGAAUGGAACCAAGAAUUUUCCACUGGACUGUUAACUAAUGGUGACCUAAAACAACCAGAGAUGGCACAACCUGCUGAUAUCCAAGAGGGGCCAGUGGACAUCAUUCAGAACUCACAGAAUGUCCCUUUUGAGAGCCCUUGGCCUACAUGUAAAACAGCUGUUUCUUCAGUUGGAGGUCCUCAGUUGAAGAUGAGCUUACAGAAGAGGCUGAAUUCUCAGUGGCAGCAGCACUUUACAUUGAUAGAGGUGUUGCAGACCACAAUGCAAUCUGAAACACUCUCUUAGUAUAACCAAAGCACUCAACACCUGAUGCCUCUGGAUAGUUAAAGUUAUUGAGAGCCAAAGAAAACUCUGGAUAGGUUUAUGUAGACAUCUCUUACAACACUGGAUGUUGUAUUUCCAGAUUUAGUGAUGUAAACAUUGAUGUUAGGGGGCACCUGAAGUUCAGAGCUGUAAUAUUAGCUUUGCAAAAAGCAAAGAAAACAGUCAAGAUAAGGUCCCCGAACACAACAUUGUGUCCUAGCUUUUCAAAUGGAACCCAUGAAUUCCCUGGCAAAAAUAAGCAAUCCAGCUGUCCAAAACACGGGAAUGGAAGAGGGUUUUUCUGCUACCUUGGUAAAGCCACCAGUGUCUGGGGCGAAACGGUCAACCCAAGGAAUGAGAUCUUCCAGUGACAGUAAGCUCCUUGAUGUCAAUCUUUCCAUGCAUAUUAAAGAGGAGAAGGAGGAAGUGAUGGUGGGAUUUGACGACACCCUUGUAACAAGCACUCAGGAAUUGGACAAAAAGGUUAAAAUUGAACCGGUGACGAGGGAAAACCUCAUGGCUGGAACUGGAGAUCAGAAGAAUCUGGCAACUGAGGCAGACACUGAGGUGUCUCAUCUGUUUCUUGGGAAAGGGGGAGAUAUUUGCUUUAAGGUUGAGGAUGGAAACAUUGUCAAAGAAAACCCGUUUGAAGAAACUAUGGAGGCCCUUGACUUAAGCUUACCUAAAAAGAGAGACCGGAGUUUCAGAAGUAGAUGUGUAUGGAUCACAGGGGAUGAUGCUGCCAACGAAAGCUCAUUAGUAAUGGAGGUAGAUGAGAUCGAAGAUAUAAGGACAGAGCCAGAGGUGGAGGAAGAUGACUACUCUUCCUGUGAGCUCGGGGAAAUGCAGUGGGGAAACUUCCAAGUCACAGACCUUGCUUCCUUCUCAGCUCCUCUGGACGAGGCCAAUGCUGAGGAUAUGCUCCUCAUCGAUAUUGAAGGCGUCCCGUACACACUCACACCAGAUGGGACUAAAGUUCCACAGAUGGACUCUGAGGAGCAGGCGGAUCAACCAGAUUCCACAUUAACAGCUGAUCAAGACCAGCCCUGCUCCUCAUCGACCCUGACGGAAGCGGUGCUUUCUGAGCAGAAUUUGUCACACGGCUCAGUCCUCUCCAAUAACUUGUCAUGCACAACACUAGCAACUUCAGCUAGUUUUCAAAAUAUAGCAGUAAAAUCUAGUCCAGUCAUUUCAAACUUGUCUCAACUGUCUAUGUUACCUGCAUUGUCUAGUCUGUCCUCUCAGCCCAUUCAAGUCAUAGCAAAUAGCACCUCGAACACACCCAUACUACUCCUCCCUUCCUCUCAGCUACAGACUGCUUCCUCUUCUGGCUCAGGCGAGGCAAAUGCAGGGUUAAUGGCACUUUCCCUCCCUCUGACUCUUGCUCAAAAUACUCAGUCAUCGCCCAUGUUUCUUGUUCUGUCGUCGUUGCCUGUGUCCUCCACUCAGACCUCUGUCACCCAGCUUCCGCUCCUCAAUGCUUCCUCAGGCCAGCUUUCACAAAUCUCAUCCGUGUCCUCUGUUGCACUUCCGCUAACUGCAAGCUUGCCAAGUGUAAGAUCGGGCGUUAUGGCGUCAAAUCCUCCUGUUGUCGACCUCUUAGUUCCCGAGUUGCAGUGUUCUACUGCUUCAGGAUCAAAUACGCUAGCUAGUCCUUCCCCUGUACCUGGCACUGUUUUGCCUGCUGGUGCAAGUAAUGUUAGUUCAACAAGUCACAGCAGACAUCUCGACUCUGACAAGUCAGACAGCUGGACGCCCAAGUCUUUUCGCGAGGCCCUGCUCAGGCCAACAUACUCUCCGGAAAACAGAACGGAACAUCCCCCUGAUACCCAAACAAAAAGCUCUGAGGUGCCAGCCACCUCCUGCCUAUCACCUAGCAACCCAGGACCUACUUCUCCUCUGGUGACCUCUGACCUUUCUGAGGAACCCCAGAGUCCCAAAGGCAAACUUUUACCAAAACCGGAGCCAGAACCUGUGCCAAUCUCCGAAAAUGCAUCAGACUCUGUAUCGUCACAGGAUGAACAGCUAGUCUCCUCCUCAUCGCCAACACCCCCCAUCUCCCCUUCCAUUGUUGGCAUGUACCCCGCCAACCAGCCUGUUGUCUCCCCGCCGUCUCCCUCCAGUUGUGCCCGGCGUGUCCUUUAUUGCCGGUACUGUCCACGGAUCUUCUACUACCUGUCCGACCUGGAGCGUCACUCCAUCACGCACUCCCAGAGCAAGCCCCACGUGUGCCCGCUGUGCGGCAAGGCCUUCAAGCGCUCCAGCCACCUGGAGAGGCACAAGCACAUCCACACGGGCCAGCGCAACUUUGUGUGCUCCAUCUGCUCCAAGCGCUUCCGGGAGGCCGGCGAGCUGCUCCGGCACCAGCGCGUGCACACGGGCGAGAAGCCCUUCCAGUGCUCGCUCUGCCACAUGCGCUUCGCCGAGCGCAACACGCUGCGGCGCCACACCAAGCGCAAGCACCAGGGCCGCGAGCACGAGGCCAUGGAGGUGGACGGCGGCCACGUGGGGACGGCCUCGCAGGCCCUGGUGCUCGUGCAGCAGGAGGAGAGCCGAGUGGUACAGCUCCACCGUACCAGAGCAGGACUCCGACUCCGAGCUAGACGGAGAUGGAGAUGGAGACGUAGAGUGACACGGAACGUUCUGGCGUCUGCUUGGCUUUGCAGCAGGACUGUUUUUCCCCCCAUGGUCUGAUUAUCAUUUCUGAAAUGGACAGACCCUAAGCUGAGUGCAGUGUGAAAUUAUGUAUUUUGGCAGAAUAUUAAGCAGUAUAUUCCAAACUAUUUUGACUUUUUUGCCCUUUUGGCUGCAGAGACAUAAUUUUUAGUUGUUUUCUUUAUGAUUGGUGCAAUUAUACGCUCUGUAAGGAUGAAAUGAUCUGUUUUCAUUUAAAUUUAUUUGUAUAUUUAUAAAAGUGUGCUACCUGUUUGUGUGAAUGCAAAUUCAUUUGUUUUAUACACUUUAUAUUUUGUUGUAAUAUCAUGAUGCACUAUUAGAUCAUGCCUUCUUAAUUGGAUGUGGUAAAUCCUCUUCUUUACUGUUACCUGUGAGGUGCAUGUUAAAUCUGAACAUCUGUUAAUGACAGAUGACAGUGACACAAAGGACCUUGAAGAAUGGUAAAAAUGUUUAUAAGUAAAGUGUAAAGAAUCAUGUUAUAUCAAGAAUAAUUAGUAAACUCAACUGUAUUUACUUUGCACCGUGUGUUCCCAGACAGGGGCAAAGAGAUGCUGUAAGCCUCACUGACUUCUGUCUUUGUUUUCUUGAAAUCCCUCACUAAGCCUUGGCAUAAUGCAAUUCAAAUAUCCAAAUAAAUUACUGUGUUAAUAGCAAGGUAUUAGCCCUUGGGAAAUUGACAUGGGUCAAUUAGUUACCUAGCUCAGAUCAGAUAUGUCCUGUGUAAUUAUGAGAGUGAAUAUUUGCACUGUGCGAUUAUGCUUUGCUUGUUAACCCCUGUGUUUCACUCAGCCACUCUUGUAAUUAUCUGGCCAAUUGAGCACAUCGCAGCUCUGCUGCACAGUCACAGCCCCAGCACAGCCACGCACAGAGAGAUCCGCUGGUGCUCGCUCCAAGAUAGCGCUGCGCUGGCUUAAUUGAGUCCACUUCAUGGUUUGUCAUCCCAUAGUGAGUUCCCUUUAUUUUGUAAUUAAUGAGUGUCAAAAUAAUUGUGUUUUAUAUUUGGUAAUGAUUUACUCUUAUAAUAAAGAGAUUUGUGAAAACACACAUAAUUAACUAUCCAGGGAGAACGACACUGAAAAAGCAAUGUUUACAGGGCCGUUACAAUGAAGAUUCA